ACGGCUGAUCUCGGCUGCCACCGCGGUGGGUGAAAAAAAGAAACAAAAAGAAACCCAACCCCGCCGGGAUCGCCUCUCCUUUCCCGGAGAUUCCCCGACUUGCUCCGUUUCCAAAGGCGCUCCUGUCCGGUGGCUGCCUGGAUCGCGGGAAGGUGAGCCUCGGAGAGGCUCCGGAUUGACGUCCAGGAAAUGAAGCCACAGGAGAGUUGCUCCAGAUGACCUCCCUGGAAUGAAGAUGUCCUCCUUAGACCCCCUGCCUCCCGCCACGCCUCCCUCUCAGAAACCCACUCGCAUUAUCAAGCCACGCCCGCCCACCAGGCCACGUCCUUACCUGCCCCCCAGGCCAGACUCCGCCAAGCUGCUCCAGGUCCCUACCCCUCCUUUGCCUCUGGAGAAGGGCGGGUGCUCUCUGGCCACUGAACACUCAGGCGGCCCACCUCAACCCUUACACAAGCUGCAGAAAUCUGGCGCUGUUCGCAAGAUCGUGGUCCAUUUUGAUCAAACAGGUCCUCCGGAAAAGGAGGAAGCUGAAAAAAUUAUCCGGUCACUGCCUUCCAGCUGCCAAAAGGAUGAGAACAAGGAAGAGAAAGCCAUUGGAGGAAAAGAGAUCCCGGAUCGGUUGGAUCCUUGCAAGGAUACCCAGCCAUCGGUAUUAUCUGAGGUGGAGCAAAACGGACUGGAUUUUCCCACUUCCUGCCUGUCUGGCUGCCCCUGUGUUUGCCAUCAACAGAACCCGGGCAUGGUCUUGAUUUGGGUCCCUGCAACGUCCCAGCUGCAGGAUACGGAGAACGGGCUGGCUGCCGAUCUAUCGUCUGCUGAUGAAGGGGGAGCCUCCUUCCAAAAAUCCCCGGGACUUGGUGCCCUGCCUACCCCACCUUCCUCCACCGCAGCGGGCAGGGUCCCAAAAUCUCGCCGCUCAUCCCGAAGCAAAAAGCCCCUGGACUCCCCGCCGUCCACCAACGGGCACCCCGAAGGGGGUGUCGUCCUGACAAGCUACCGUUCCACAGCCGAGCCCCUUCCUCUACGCUGCCCACCUUUGAUGCCCAAACCGCCCCGUCGCAACAAAGGGGGUGCCUCUGUCUCUCUGGAUGGCGAGCUCCUCCCUCCGGCCAUCCCACCCAAAGCCCCCAUGAAACCACCUCGCAGCUCCUUGGGGCCCUCGGCUCGCAGGAGUUCCCUCCAAUACCCGCUUGAGUUGAACCACCUUCCUGGCCGAGUCUCCCCUUUUGCUGUUGGGGAAGGCUUCUUUCCCCCCCCCACCCAGCCACCCCCACCUCCCCCAAAUUCCCAGACCCCUCCACCGCUCCUCCUUUCUCAGGCUCGCUCCCAGAUGUGCACAGCCCCCCCUCCACCCUCCCAGCCCCCUCCCCUGCUACCUCAGGGUCUCCCUCCUCCACCAACUCAGCCACCCCCACCCCUGGAAGGUUCACCUCUGGAUGACAACUCUUGUCAAGGUGGCUGUGAAAAUGAAGAGAGCAGUUUCAGCGAGUCGGAGACGGACAAAUCAGACAACAGGCACUCUUCGGUGCUAUCAUCUAAGAGUCCGGACUGGGGGCUUUGCCUGCAGGACGAACCUUUGUAUCAAACCUAUCGCCAGGCUGUCAUCUCCAAGGAGAUCAAGAGGCAAACGGUUCCACGCAACAGUAGUUUUAGCAGCUCAGACUACAGAGCCCCUUCUCCUGGGGAAGGGUCAACGGGACCCCAGGGCCCCGUCCCUCAUAGCACCCUUUGGCAGGAGCUGCCAGCUGUGCGAGAAAGUGGUGUUUUGGACAACAUCAGCCCAGAAGAAAGGAAAAUGCAAGAGAGCCUCUUUGAAGUGGUGACCUCUGAAGCCUCCUAUCUACGCUCGCUUGCCCUUCUGAUCGAGCACUUCAUGGAGUCUCGGGAACUGGCUGGCACCAUCCUUCUGCGCGAGCACCGGAUUCUCUUCUCCAACAUACGCAAAGUUCAGGAAGUGAGCGAAAGGUUCUUACAGGAUCUGGAAUGGCGGUUGGCUGAAAGCCUGCAGAUCUCAGAUGUUUGUGAUAUUGUGGAGGAUCACGCUCAGCAGAGCUUCUCGGUCUACAUUGAUUACGUCCGUAACCAGCUGUACCAGGAGAAGACCUACAGUAGCCUCAUGGAGAAGAACGCCCAGUUUGCCAUCGUUGUCACCCGACUCCAGGAGCAGCCCCAGUGCCAACGCCUCCCCUUCAUGUCCUUCUUGCUGCUUCCUUUCCAGAGGAUCACUCGUAUCAAGAUGCUCUUGGAGAAUAUCCUGCGCCGGACGGAGGAAGCUUCUUUGCGAGAACAAAACGCCCUGAAGGCUCUAGCUUCUGUUUCCAAGAUCAUAGAAGAAUGUAACUCCGAGGUCGGCCGCAUGCGUCAUAUGGAAGAACUGAUUCACACAGCCAGCAAGAUUGAGUUUGAUAAGCUGAAGGCCAUUCCCAUCAUUUCCCAGACCCGACAGCUGUUAAAGCAGGGAGAACUCCUGGAAGUUGUGCAUCGUGGCACCAUCUUUGGCAACAAGCCCAAACUGAUCCCCAUCUACCUGUUCCUCUUCAAUGACCUGUUGCUGGUCACUCAGCGCAAGAGUUCAGAACGCUUUGUGGUGCUGGAUUAUGCCCAUCGCUCGCUAGUCCAGGCCCAGAGCUGUGAGGACACCUCUGCUGGCCAAAACACAGAGAACAGCUUCUACCUGACGUUGAUGGAGAACCAUCAAGGGCGGAGUAGCGAACGCCUCUGUCGUGCCCCGACACAAUCCGACAUGCACCGCUGGAUGGGUGCUUUCCCUUGCCAUGAGUCCCAGCCUAAUAACAAGCAGGAAACCAUCUAUGAAGAUUGGGAUUGUCCCCAGGUUCAAUGCACAGAGACCUACAGCGCAGCCCAGGCAGACGAGCUGAGCCUUGAGCCAACAGACAUCGUCAACGUGGUGCGCAAAACUGAGGGCUGGUACGAGGGCAUACGCCUAGCCGAUGGCAAGAAGGGCUGGUUCCCUUCUUGCUAUGUGCAGGAGAUCACGAAUGAACACGUACGCCGGCGCAACCUCCGCGAGCGCUACCGCGUCCUCCAGGUGGCCCGCCAGCUGCAGCUGAUGCGCACCAAUUGUGUCAAAAGCAAGUCCAGCUCAGCUUGAGACCGAAACUGCACAGCCAACGGAGCCAGUGACUGCGGACCCCGGCCUGCGAUCAAUCUCACAGCUGGACUCAAGGUUCAAUUUCGAUUUCACUGGGCGUGGAGCAACAUUUUCCUCAAGGGUGCACUGAAGAUGGGGAGGAUGGAAGAGAGCAGUUGUGUUUUGGAUCAAAGGUCACCGAAGGGUGAGAGUGGAAGAGAGAUGCAAGCAUGCCUGAUUUGACUGUUCGGAACUGCAAUGCCAGAAAUUAACCAGCAAAGGCACUACUUCAAAUGUGCCCCUUCUGCCAGAAGGGGGCGACAGACUGCAUUUUCACUUGCAUUGCAGAGUUUACAGACUUCCUAACCUCCUGUUCUUACCGUUCCCAAGUUGCGUACUAACUCCUCUGAGUCUGUGUGGCAUCUUGGUAACCCUGAGUGAGGACUACGAACCUUCUCAGAGGGUUGGGGUGAAGAGGUGACCCAAUAUUCUACAUUAGAUAGCAAUGGUGCCAUAUUUCAGGAGAUUCCCUGAUCCGAGAUACGAUCAAAUGGAUGGCCUUGGGUUUAACCAGAAAGGUCAGUUCAACCUGAGCAGGAGUUCUACCUGCCCCCCCCUCCCCAUUUUGCAAUGACUUAUCCUGUUAAAAAAUACAUGUUAACGAUUCAGGCCUACCACUCCUUAGGUUUGUUUUGGGCUCAUUGCAAGCUGGUUUGUAUUUCACCCACGUUGAAAGAUGGGUGUGCCUUGCCCUUCGUUGGCAGAACUCUGGUAGGUGGAACACACUCCCCCCUCCCCCCCAAUAAAAUGUGUUUUGCAAACAGGAUCCACGCCGGUAUUAUCAGUUUCCUAAUCCUGUUCACGGUGCUGUCGCUGCCAAUAAUUCAAACCUUCCCAGUGGUCCUUAACCUGGGCUCAGGUGAUGUCCCUUCUCUACCUCACUUCCUGUCCUUUCCGGUGCCGGGAAUCCAGGACUCUUACAGCCUAUGGACCCAGCUUAUUCCAACUCUUCCCCACACCCUCACAGUUCAACAGACUUUUCUCCUUCAUGUAACCUGCCUGAAUAUGCUGGAUUUUCUCCUUUGUGAGCGAGGAAUUCCUUUUCCUCGCUUCCAGCCUGGAAACUACACCACAGAUC
Molecule: messenger RNA, 4229 nt
Organism: Notechis scutatus (mainland tiger snake)
Lineage: Eukaryota; Metazoa; Chordata; Lepidosauria; Squamata; Elapidae
Source: RefSeq, a predicted model, not a curated record